AUGCAACCGCCCCCGGAGCCCACCGGCGACGCGCUCGCGGAGUGCUUCCGCCUGUUGGAUGAGCUCCCAGCCGCGGCAGCUUUGUCUCCGGCGUUCCGCCGCCACUGGCCGUCCAUCUCCGCCUCCGUCUCGUCGCUCUCUUCCUCCCUCUCGCAGCCCGCCUUCCCGUCCUCCGCGCCGCUCCUCGCGCCCCUCGCGUCCGCGCUCUCGGCUCUCAUGUCCGUCUGCAGUGGCCCUCCCCUCGGCCACCUCCACACCGUCUCGCUCCUCUCCUCCUCCGCCGCCUCGCUCUCCCAGCUCGCAGCCGACGCGCGCCUGCUCGUCUCCCCGGCCGAAGGCGAUGGGUCUGAGUCCGACGGCCUGCUCUCUCGCCUCCGGCUUGGCUCGUCCGUUUCCCGAGCCGCGGCGCUCGACUCGCUCGCCGAAUCUGUCCGGUCGUCCCAGCCGGGGUCGUGCUCUUCCACUGCUGUGUCUGCGGUCGCCGCGAUGCUCGACUCCGGCGAUCUCCUUCCGGCCACCCGCGACAAGGCCGUGUCCGUGCUGGCCGCGUUCGCGUCCUCCGAGGCCACUUGCAGGUUCUUGGCCAAGGAGUCGGGCACCGUCGUGCCCCACCUCUGCCGCGCGCUGGAGUCCGGCGGCGCCAGCACCGAGCAGGCGUGCGUCGCGCUGGAGCCGCUGACCGCCUCGUCGCGGGACGCGGCGGCGACUGUGUCGGCUCGUGGAGGCGUGGGCGCGCUCCUCGUGGCCUGCGCCUCCGGCACCCCGGCGUCGCAGGCCGCUGCCGCGGGCGUGCUCCGGAACAUCGCCGCGUUCCCGGACCUGCUGCCCGCGUUCCGCGAUGAGGGCGCGAUCCCCUUGCUCGUGCAGCUCGUCUCGCUCGGCACCCCGCGGGCGCAGGAGCACGCGCUCGGCUGCCUCCGGAACCUAACGGCCAGCGACGGCGACGAGGGCCAGAGCCUCAAGGUCGAGGCGUUCCACGCAGGCGCCCUCGGCUGCGUCAAGGACUUCCUGGAUUCGUGCCGCGGCGAGGAGCCGGGCCUCGCGCCGGCGUUCGGGCUGCUCCGCAACAUGGCCUCCUUCCGCGUCAUCGCCGAGAUAGCCGUGUCCGCCACCUUCCUCAGCCAUGUGGUGGCCGCGCUGGGCAGCGACAGCACCAACACCCGCACGGAGGCCGCCAUGGCGCUGGCCGAGCUCUGCAACGUCGGCAGCGGCAAGUCGAGGGAGGAGGUCGGGGAGGCGAUGCCGAGGCUGGUGUGGAUGCUGGAGGCGAAGGCCGUGGCCGAGAGGGACGCGGCCGCGAGGGCGCUGGCCACGCUGGUCGCCGCGAGCGGCAGCUACCGGGCGCUGUUCCGGAAGGAGGAGAUGGGCAUCGUGAAGGUGGUCCGGCUGCUGGACCCGGCCGUCCGGGGCGGCGACAAGCGGUUCCCAGUGGCGGUGCUGCUGGGCGUGUCGCAGUCCCGGCGGUGCCGGAAGCAGAUGGUGGCCGCCGGCGCGUGCGGGUUCGUGCAGGCGCUGCUGGCCGCCGAGGUGGACGGCGCCAAGAAGCUCUCCGAGUGCCUCGGCAGGGGCAGGAUGCUCGGCGUGUUCCCCCGGACAUGA
Messenger RNA from Triticum turgidum subsp. durum (durum wheat), 1599 nucleotides. NCBI's taxonomy places the organism in Eukaryota, Viridiplantae, Streptophyta, Magnoliopsida, Poales, Poaceae. The record is from the annotation of a GenBank genome assembly.